Ornithodoros turicata is the source of this 1182-nucleotide messenger RNA. RefSeq names its product prohormone-1-like. The coding region runs from base 1 to 306 and encodes 101 amino acids. The transcript is spliced from 3 exons. NCBI's taxonomy places the organism in Eukaryota, Metazoa, Arthropoda, Arachnida, Ixodida, Argasidae. The record is from RefSeq and is a predicted model, not a curated record.
AUGAAGAACUCUCUAAAAACGGGAUACCGCCUUCGUGUUUUCUUUCCUGUCCUCUUGCUGCUCAUCAUUUCCAGCACGUGCCGCAAGUGCCGCGGUGCAACUCCUCUAUGUCUGGUGGAAGAGUCUGGCAACCCUGGUUCAAGCGGCAACUUGGACAACCUUUUGCUGAAUUACCUGUUUGCAAAGCAAAUGGCCCGUCGCGUUCAGCAGAGGGACCUCGAACAGUCCAUGGACUUCCAGCGCAAGCGGAGCGGCUGGAGACAGUGCGCAUUCAACGCAGUCUCCUGUUUCGGCCGCCGGAAGUAAACGCCUUCAGUUCGUCGUUGCUGUUCCACGGAAGUCCUCCACCGCGAGUCACACACCCGAGCCCUCAUUGUCACCCAUACAGUCGCCCCGACGAUAGGUAGUAGCGAAGGUCGUAUUUUCUUUCAAGACGCCGUGUAACAUACGUGUACAUUACUAGUGAGUUGCUGGACUCUUACGUCAUUUCUUAAUCCCUGCCAAGACUUUAUUCCAGAUUAUGAAUUUCGUAAGUACGUUCGCAAAUAAGACAACGAAAGAAGGUGCCACAGGGCAGAACAAAUGAAGGAAAACUAUCGGAUAAUUACACGAAAUGGCAUUGCUAUAUCGAUAACUACUUUGAUGUUACAAAAAUGUGUCGCUAUAUUGGAAACUGCAUCGCUAUAUCAGAAAUCGUCGCUAUAUCGGAGCGGUACACAAUUCGACGAAGUAGAGUGGAACACGCGCUGAAGAAAGUUUUCUCAUGCCGAGAAAUAGAAACUUUGAACGAUCCUGAGCACCCUGACUUAUCUUAAUUCGUCUACAAGACUAUCACUCUCUCAUGUUUAAUUCGUGAAAUCACCAGUGGCAAGAGUACUGCAGUCAUUUUAGUUGACCUAGUCAAGCAGCAUGUGUAGAUUUACAGUGAUCUCUCUAUGUGUUACCGUACACCGCCUUCUGUACGAGCGUCCGGCUGUCCACGAUAACGUUAUUUUCAUCCCGUACUCUCUCUCUUUCGUAGAUAUUACCCCUUCAUUUCGUGCACAUCUUUCCUCCUUACGCCUCUUCCCUCCUUGUCAUAUCGUCCCUAUCGUUCGCAUUGUACGAAGCCUCCCUUCUUGAUUGCAUUUUCUUCCUGUAAUUUAUGGGAUCUUUCAAUAAAUAUUGCGACUUCGGUUUGUA